AUAACAAACAUGGCGCUGGUUUUUCUAGGGACGUCACACUCUUGCGACACGCGCCCAGCUUUCCUCUGUGCAUGUGUCAGGACAGCCCAGGCUACACACACGUGUGAACCGAGUCCAUGGCGGCUCCUCCAGUGGUGGAGCUGGGUUUUGUCCAGGAGGCUGAAUCCCUGCGGCUCCUCAGUCCCCAUUUCCCCAGUAAGGCUGGUGGGCGCCCUGCCUGGCUGGGAGAGGUGGGAGUGCCUGGCCCUGAAUCCCUCCAGUGUGGCCUUUGCCAGAAGCCCCUGGCCUUCCUGCUGCAGGUAUACGCGCCGUGCCCGGGGAGCUUUCACCGCACCGUGUUUCUGUUUUGCUGUCGGAGCCCCCAGUGUCACAGAGUGGGAGAGACGGGCUGUUUUAAGGUUUUCCGGAACCAGCUCCCUCGAAAGAAUGACACCUACUCCUACGACCCUCCUCCAGAAGUGCUCCCUUCUGAGGGCUCAGGCAGCCCAAGCUUUAGACUGAAAUGUGGGCUUGGACUCUGCAGGGUCUGCGGCUGUCUGGGGCCCAAGCAGUGCUCAAAAUGCCACAAGGUUAGCUAUUGCAGCAAGGAGCAUCAGCUGUUGGACUGGAAAGCCCAGCAUAAAAAGCUCUGCAGUGAGCAGCUGGACCUGUCCAAUGCAGCUCUUCCAGAUCACAACUUUUUAUUCCCUGAAUAUGAGAUUGUUACUGAACCUGAAGAACUGGAGUCUGACUCUGAAAAUGAUGAUGAUGAGGAGCAGCCAGGGUUAGAUAAGGCUGCAGAUGGCAUUAUGUCUGGUGAAGCCUCCCUGAGUGACAACCUAACAUCCGAUGACAAAGAUCUAGAGGCCAUGGCUAGGCAUGAGAGCACAGAUGAUGUGGUAUUCAAUCUUUUCAAAAAGCGCAUUGCUGCAGAGCCAGACCAGGUUCUGAGAUACUGCAGAGGAGGUGAACCAUUGUGGAUGUCAGCCCAAAAUGUCCCAGCAGCUAAUGAUAUUCCAGACUGCCAGUGUGGAGCAAAGAGGGUGUUUGAAUUUCAGGUUAUGCCACAGCUACUGAAUCACCUUAAAGUGGACAGCCUUGGAGAAAGUAUUGACUGGGGUAUUUUGGCAGUGUUUACAUGUAUCAAUAAUUGUAACGCAGAAAAGGAUUACUUAGUGGAAUUCUUAUGGAAACAGGAUGUGGUGGACAGUGCCCUAUAAAAUACUUUAUUUUUGCAUUAUUACAGGAGCACUUCAUGUUUUGCUAAUUUAUACAGACAUUUUUGGAGAUG
Molecule: messenger RNA, 1270 nt
Organism: Pelobates fuscus (common spadefoot toad)
Lineage: Eukaryota; Metazoa; Chordata; Amphibia; Anura; Pelobatidae
Gene: PDCD2
Product: programmed cell death 2
Exons: 1
Coding region: 117-1199 (360 amino acids)
Cellular component (GO): cytoplasm; nucleus
Source: RefSeq, a predicted model, not a curated record